UAAAAAAUAAAUACAGACUGGGCUACCCGGAAAGGAAAAACUAUAGCCUGCUCGCAGGCUAAGGAAAAUCAAGCUUUACACUCUUCACAAGUGGAAGCACCGGAUAGCGCAAAUUGGCGGGAAACACAACCGAAGAUUCGAACCAGUGAUUCGAACUUUCGAAGGAGCGACUUUAAACAUGAUCGGUUGAUUGGAACUUCGAAGCAGUUACAUUGUUCUUUUAGCUAGAGUAUAAAAGAUUCCAUCAUGGAAACAUUUGUAGAAGGCUGGAAUUUUGUCGCGACUCUGGGGGAAGGAGCAUUUGGCGAGUACGUUUUAUAAUGAUUGAAAUGUGUUACAACAGUAUAAGCACAUCAUUGCUGAUAUACUGUCUGCUGUGUAUUAUAAUCUUGUCUCAGUGUAUUUAUGUCUCAAUGUAUUUCGAAUGAAUGAAAAGUUGAUCACAUAUUACUUACAAAGCGCAUUUUUCUGCAGGGUGAAGCUGGCCAUUAAUCAAACUACUGAGGAGGCAAUUGCUGUGAAAAUUAUCAAUUUGAAGCAAGUGGCAUGUCCUGACGAUAUUCGCAAAGAGGUUUACUAUAAUAUUAAAUAAAUAUUAUAUAGGUGCACCUAAAUAUUAACCAAUAAAGCUGCAAUGCGCCAAAAUGCACCCGACUUUACUAUUUCACUCUGUCUAACGGCAGACAAUUUUGUGCUUCAAGGGCAAGGGUGGGUUGACUACAAAAUUUUUGUAGUUCGCCAGCCCUCGAAAACGAGGUUGGCAUUCGGCAAAUUAUGCCUACCUAAAUGCUGAUCUAUCAACCUCCCAGGUCGGCAAAUUUUUGUAAUGUAAAAAUAGCCAAUGUAAAAAUAUUCGCUAUUAUCGCUACGCUAUAGUUUUUAGUUUUUCUGUAUUUGGAGCAUCUACUAACUCAAGCUGUAAUUAACCUAUAACAAUCGACUUACCAGUAGCAACAGUAAACACAAAGCAACAUUUUGGUAAGCACUACAGUGUUCUGGAGUGCAAAUUGACUAUUGAGUAUUGUUUUUAAGCGAACCAUGUCUCAAUAUCAUGCUAUUCUAUCAAGUUGCUAACAGUUUUAAAAAGUAGUGAAUAGUGAUUCGCUGUUUGAAAAGUAGUCAACUACUUGGCUACUUUUAGGCAAAUUGUAGUUCGCUAUAACUACAGCUACUGUUUUAAAAAAGUAGUCAAAAACUACUAGCUACUUGAAAAUUGUAGUUUGCUACAGUAACAAACUACAACUACUUUGCUACUACCCACCCUUGUUCAAGGGGAGAGCUUUGUACACUAAUGUCUCACUAUGGGACAAACAAAUUUCUUAUGAAUAAAACCAUACUCAGCUAAGUUGUUAGGGAUUGAUGCAUUCUACCUGAGAAAUACAGGGACAAAUUCUCCUUGUAUUUUUCAGGUGGUCGCAUCCCUGUCGACCGAUGUUUUAUUAUUUCAUUCAAGAUUAUAUCAGCUAAGGACACUGUGUUAUGGGCACUCUCCACUUUGAGUGCUGGUGCUAUCCCCUUGAACGCCUGCACUCUCCCCUUGAACGCCUGCACUCUCCCAUUUGAGCUCCGGCACUCUCCCAUUUGAGCACCGGCACUCUCCCCUUGACAAGUAAAAUCAUCUGGUGUUGGACAGUCGCCUUUGAGGCCGACUCACGGAUGAUAUCAAAAUGAAAGUGACAAAAAGAAUUAGAGCAGUUUGCAGUUGUUUUUGCAAACAGGCACUGUGUGAAUUUUGCCAUUUGCAUGCUUGGUGCAAUCAAAAGAACGAACGUGUGCUCCAGCCUGUUUUCCGGUUCUAAAAUGUCUGAUUCGCAGGCAAACAGUGUGUGCAAAGCAGGCUGGUCAUUUCCCAUUGUUUAACUGACCCACACUCAAGUAACCACAAAGACUCACAGAUGUUGCUAUAGCUUUGCAACAUCUGUGAGUCAAAAAUAAUGUAGGACGCAAUAUAACUUGGGCUAACUGAUCACACUGCCAGAUGGUUUGUCAUUCUGCAACACAGUACAUGAAUUACAAAUUAAACCUUUCUUAGAUAUGCAUUCACCGCAUGUUGCAAGAUGUGCAUAUCAUUCGCUUCUAUGGUAGCAGAACAGAUGGUGACAAACAGUAUUUGUUCCUGGAAUAUGCAUCAGGAGGAGAACUCUUUGACAAAAUUGGUGAGGUUAUUGUUUAUUUUUUAAUUAGCAUGGCGAUGCACUCAGGAUGCGAUAAUUAAGGUUUAGCUGUAGUUCACUGGUGUACUUAGUGUAGUCUUCGGGAUGAAGUGUACUUCAGGGUUUAAAAUAGCUGUCGGCUGUCACCAGCAUUUUCACAGCUUUAGCCGGUGACUUGUUUUAAUUAAAUUAGUAAUAAUGAGUUUUUCUUCUUAAUAUUUAAUCCAUUGAUCUACAAUAUACAAUGAAUUUGUGAGUUUUAAAUUAAAAAGAUGCUGUCUUGACAUAAAAAUAUUACGUUAAGCAUUCUGGCAGCCAUGAAUCUGGUUGCCAUGAAUUUCUGGUUGCCAUGAACAUGAUCAAUGUCCUGUAUGAAAGAUCCAUGGACAAAAAAGCAUUAGUUCUUAGUAAAUAUUUAAAAAUUUCAAUAUGUGAUGGCUUAUUUAAUUGCUUGUGUAAUGCUGGGCAUUGAUUUUCAUCAUAUGAUUUUCAUAAUAAUUUUUGAAAAAUGUUUUGAUAUUUAAAAAGACUAUUGUUGCAUGCGUUUUGUAUUUUGCUACCCAUUUUACUGCAGCUUUUGUACAUGAUCCGGGUAUUUCAUGUUCGACUUAUCAGAGCUUGAAAAAGAUUGCCAGUACAAAAAAGGUACACGCACACACCAAACAGCUUAUAUCUAAAUUUUAAUUAAUAUUUAUUUUAAACCCUGUUACUUAGUUAAAGUAUGUAAAACAUAAAAGGAGCAUAUUUUAUUUGUUUCCUUAGCCCCAUUUCACAGGCGUUCGUUAUGGAUUAGGUUUAGUGUUUAUAGGAUUUUAUUAAGAGAUUACGAAACCGGAUGCAAUGUUUAUUGACAUCACCUGCAACGAACGCUGUGAGGUGGUCAAACCACAUUCCAUCAGGCCAGUCAAGCUUCAUGCCAAAACAUGUCGGAGAUGUCGAGUUUACACAUAUAACUGCCUGUUAGGGUUUGGAACGUUUACUGGUUAUAUGGUACCAGCAAAAUGUACGAAUAUUUAAAUAUAGUGCGAAAAUAAUAUGAAAAUAAUAGUAUGGUGAAAACAAACAAGUUCCAGACUGUCACCAUAGACAGGUUCUCAUAAUUUUUACCGGGGUGGUGCCAGAACUUUUAGCGGGGUGAGCAGGUGAGGCAACACAAAGCAUUACCAAACCCCAAUGAGGUCUACACUCUAGGGGUGGACUGUGGAGCCUGAGCAUAGAGAAGAGUGUCGAUUAAUUUACUGUAUUGUAUAAAAAAUCCUUUAACUGAACCAUAGUUACAUAUUUUUACAUACAAAGAUUCUUUAAUUUUCUCGUUUCUUUACGUUAUAAUAUCUAACUUAUAUUUUGGGUUAAACUUAGUAAAGUAAUACUUAUUAUCAACUUUAAAAGCAAAGGACUAUGCAAAGGAUGAUCUAAGCUGAGAUAAUAGAAUUUUAAAGCUUUAUAUUGCUCCAAUAAACCAGUGAUUCUGAAUGGAAGUGAGGUGCGAUUAGUUUCAGAGUGUUGCAUUGUCCUUUUCUGUUUGAGUGUUUUCCUACGUUUAUUUUUUUAUCAUCACUAUUUAUUUAUUUUGCCGCCGACAGUUGGGUGAGUGGGGUGUGGUGAAAACUAAUAUUCGAUCACCGUAAUGACGUGUAAGUAUAGGCCAAUUACCUAAAAAAAACUGCAGUAUUUUGACCAAGUACUUACAUUUACUGUGCAGGUAUUAAAAAGAAAAUGGCAAGUUUCACUAAAUGAAAUCAAUAAGACCAAGUUAAGUUAUACUCUUCAAAGGUGCAGAUUUAACUUUUACAGUAUUAGGGCGAUGGGAAUUUUCACUUGCUACUAUAUACUAUACUUAUUGUAAUAGAUUAAGCAUAAAAACGAGGCUGAGAGGCCCAGAAAUGAACUCUCGUAGUCGAGUUAACUAAAGCCAAGUGUGUUUGUGCAAAAACCAGUGUGUAAAACGAAAUUGAAAACUCUGGGAAUGCCUUGUCGAACAGCGCACUCAAAUUUUUACUUGCUUUCAUAGAGUAAAUUUCAAUUUUAGGAGACCAAAGCCCUGCAAGUAUUCUGGUCUACAAUUAUAUUAGUUCAAUACGUUACCAAUUAUGUCGUUAGGAUAUGCCUACAGGCAUGAUAAAGUCCCUAACUAAAGACACACAAUUUUAAUAUCAAACCCGUUUUGGUACUUAAAGGUGCAUUGUACCAUACUGUUAACCUAAGGCAAGCUCACUCUCUUUAAAAUUAUAUUUGUUUUUCUUAGAACCUGAUAUUGGCAUGCCCCAAAUGCUGGCCCAAAAAUAUUUUAGGCAAUUGCUGGAUGGCGUGGUAUGUAAACCUAAAUAUUUUAGAGUCUGAAAUAUAUUAUAAAUACAA
Paramuricea clavata is the source of this 4511-nucleotide messenger RNA. The record is from the annotation of a GenBank genome assembly. Lineage: Eukaryota; Metazoa; Cnidaria; Anthozoa; Malacalcyonacea; Plexauridae.